CCACCUAUUCGUGAAUCACUAUCCCUCUGAACUCUGAAGCAAAGUACAAAAUCACCAAACCAAAACCCUAGGUUCUCCCUGCAACGGUUCUGCUGCAGUGCCGCCGCCGUCCGUGCUGUCUGCUUCUCCGCGCCCUCUCUUGUAACCCAGGCCCUCUCUUGUAGCUCGGCGUCCUCCUUCCCCCUGUCCCCGUCCUCCCUGGCUUCUCUGUUCGAGGUUGGAGCAGCUCGCCGUCCGUGUCUCCGUCGAAGAACUGAGAAGGAAAAUGGCAAUCUGAACCAGCAAACGGAUUUCCGCAGUGUCAGCGCGUGCUCACACUCGCAGGAACAAGAAAACUAACUCUUUUUCUGCCCUCUGGAAAUUAUCUAGAUGGUUGCUGUUCUACUUGGAGCAAUCACAUUUGGCCUUGGGACUUGGCAGAUUUUUCAGGAGACAAGAUAAGUCGGCCAGAUCCUGUUGAUGCUUCGCCAUGCUCCAUUCCCAAGCUCCCAUGGCCGCUUCCAGUGUUCCCCCAUAUGGCUUCUACAUACUCGGCAGAAAUCAAGUGGGGGAAGCAGGCCCAAGAAGAAGGUCUACCACCGGGUUUCUGAUCUCGACAGGGUGAUGGAGCUUCGUAAGAAGCCCUCCCUCAUUCUUGAGCUCUCCUCCAUCAUCCAAUCCCACAAGACCCAGUCCCUCCUCCUCCGGGACCUUGAGAAGAACGUUGGCUUUGUCCGCAAAUGGGACUUCAUGGCCCUCAUUGAAAGGUACCCGACCAUCUUCCGUGUCUCCGGAUCACCUCCUUCCGUGUCCCUCACCCUUAAGGCCCAGAGCGUUGCCCAGGAGGAAGCCCAAGCCAAGGCCCUGAUGGAGCCCCUCUUGGUUAAUAAUCUUAGGAAGUUGCUGAUGCUGUCUGUUGAUUGCCGGGUACCCCUGCAGACUCUCGAGUUUGUUGGGCCUGAAUUGGGCUUGCCCUGUGAUUUCAGGGAGUCUUUGGUUCCUAAGUACCCUCAUUUUUUUUCAGUGAAGCGUGUUGCUGGGAAGGAUUGCCUUGAGUUGGAGGAUUGGGACUCCUCAUUAGCUGUCACUGCCAGGGAAGCUAGGUUGGCACAGGAAGGAGUUCUGAGCGCGAACCAAAGUGGGGUUCGGAUAAAAGUGAGGAUUUCAAAAGAUGGCAACUAUAUGGGUCCCUUUGCUUUCAAAAUGAAUUUCCCUCCUGGUUUUAGGCCGAACGUUAGUUACCUUGAGAAUCUUGAGAGGUGGCAGAGGAUGGAUUUUCCUUCUCCUUACUUGAAUGCAAGGAGGCUUGACCCUACUGCUCCGGAAACCCGAAAGCGUGCUGUAGCUGUGAUUCAUGAGCUCCUUAGCUUGACCAUGGAGAAAAGGAUGACAUCUGCGCAGCUGGAUGCGUUUCAGGCCGAGUGUCGUUUGCCGUCUAAGUUGCUGCUUUGCUUGAUAAAGCAUCAUGGGAUAUUUUACCUUACAAAUAAAGGUGUGAGAAGUACGGUCUUCCUCAAAGAUGCAUACCUUGGUUCAAACUUGAUAGAUAAGUGUCCUUUGUUACGGUUUAAUGAUAAGUUUGUGGCCCUCUCUGGUAGAACAAAUAUGGAUCUGUGCAACAGCAACAGUUCUAUAGGGGCCAUUGUUUAGUAGUUUUUUUGGUUGUCCACGGUAUCUCUCAAACCGACAGGGCAAUGAAUAAUCCGCUGCGGAUUGAAGCUCCAUUUAAUAUUUUGCUACUUGCCAAUGAGUUGUCAUAUGCAUAAGACAAGAUUGAAACUUUUCAACACUUAAGCAGACUAGUGAACUAACUAUUAAACCAACCUAAGUUUUAUUUUUUGGACAGGAGUUAGUUCCAUUGUUUAGAAGUUGAGUUUGGAUUUUCAGAAAGCACAAAUAUUGCAUCUGUACCUAUUUGAGAAAGGAUGUAGAAACUAACAUUGAAAUUUAUAUGUUGUAGCAAAAAAGAUCAAAUUACAGUAUUCCUCUUAUAACAUUA
Arachis ipaensis is the source of this 1978-nucleotide messenger RNA. RefSeq names its product Ubiquitin carboxyl-terminal hydrolase family protein. The record is from RefSeq and is a predicted model, not a curated record. Gene Ontology annotation, molecular function: RNA binding. NCBI's taxonomy places the organism in Eukaryota, Viridiplantae, Streptophyta, Magnoliopsida, Fabales, Fabaceae.